AUUGGUUGCCGGCACAUGCCGAGCUGAGGGUACCAUGGCGGCUCUGUAGGUGGCAACCGCUUGAGUUGUUAUCCGCAAUGGCCGCGGAUCGGGACGGCGGCUGCUCCUCUCAUCACAUAGGGGGGCUGGGGAACCUGGGGUGUGACACGUGCUGUGCGGGAGCAGCCCCGGGGCUGCGGGAGACGGUGUCAGAGAUGGACUUCCAGAGAGGUAUCUGGUCAGCUGCUCUGUACGGAGACCUAGGCCAGGUCCAGCGCUUUAUUGAGAAAGGCACAGACCCCAACCUGGCUGAUAACUUUGGGUACACUGCACUGCACUAUAGUAGUCGACAUGGACAUUUGCCAGUCUGCAGCUUUCUUCUAAGCAGUGGGGCUGACUGCAACGCUCAGACACAUGGGGGUAGUACUGCCCUGCAUCGGGCAGCAUACUGCGGCCACAUGAAAGUGGUAGAGCUGCUACUGAAGAGCGGAGCUGACCCGGCCAAGACAGACUCGGAUGGGAGGACUGUGCUCCACAAGGCGGCAGAAGGUGGCCAUCCGGAGCUGUGCCGUCUUCUGCUAAUACAUUGCAAAGCAUUCUGGGAUUUACAAGACUGCAGAGGCCAAACAGCCGCAGACCUGGCUCCAUUCCGUAUGACUGAUGUUUUCUCUCCUUAAACUUUCCUAGAGCUACAAUCUUCCCCCCCUGCAGAACACUGUGUGUUCGCGUAGAAAUGCAUCUGUGGACGGACCCUCCAGGUAGCCUCAGGAAAUGUCUACAGAGCGCAGCCAUGGAGGACGGGAAGUCCCUGUGUCCGGACAGGGAACUCCACUAUAGCUACUGGAUGCUUUCUUGAAAUAGUACUGUCCUUUGAAAAGAAAUGGCACAAUGACAUGGCAGCAGUAUGUGACCGGGCCCAUAGCCCCUGGUCGUAAGGAGUCUCUGGUCGGGGAUGACCCCAGGCUUCUUGGUGAGGUAACAGUGGUUAGGGUGAUGCGCCCUCGGCUUCCUGCUGCAUUUCAUCACUACGUCCUUCCUUCCUCGAUUCUGUAAGGUCAGAUAUGCAGGUAUUAAACUGUUUAUCAAGGGA
Messenger RNA from Pseudophryne corroboree (corroboree frog), 1069 nucleotides. RefSeq names its product ankyrin repeat domain 39 (gene ANKRD39). Gene Ontology annotation, molecular function: protein binding. The coding region runs from base 78 to 656 and encodes 192 amino acids. Lineage: Eukaryota; Metazoa; Chordata; Amphibia; Anura; Myobatrachidae. The record is from RefSeq and is a predicted model, not a curated record. The transcript has 5 exons.